CGACCUCAUCAUCAUCAUCACUCAGACACCACGGAGCCCCAAAUCUAUUACUACUAGGUCCACAGGACAGCAGACAGUGAGUCCCCAAAACUUCAGACUACAGAACAGCACAGCACGGAGUCCCCAAAGCUGGUGAAGCCAAGCCGUCACAUCACAUCAUCAAGCCCCCCGACAGAACAGUCACCUCGGAGCUUCCACGGCAACCACAGGAGAGACUGAGCCCCACGUCGUCUACUCGGCCUACACGGGGACCGUGAGAGCAGCCGCUGUACCUCCACAACAGCCGGCCAGCCACCAGCCAGCGCAGAUCCCCAUCCCUACAACACCCCGCUAUCAAUCAAUCCUCCAGUAAGCCCCUCUGGCCUUCCCCAAUACAGGACCAGGGAACAGCAGCAGCGACCGCCAUCCAGGCCACAGCAGCCCAUCCGCUCAGCUGAGCCACCAGCUACCCUUCUCCAUUCUCCAGCAGCACCUCUACCUUCAUUACCAGCCAGUAGGGGGCUACAUCUCUACACAGGCAUGUCUAAUUUAAAGGAGAUCUGUUCCGGGCUGCCACUGGACCCCCUCCCUCCGAAUCGCGGCAGGGACCCGUCAGUACCCCACGCCCCCGUGCGAACCCCCAAUCUCAACCCUGAACAGCAGAGGCUAGCAUUGAGGAAUUCUCUGCGCUACUUCCCCCCGUCUCUGCAUGGCGUGCUGGCCCCAGAGUUCGCUCAGGAGCUGCAGCAGUAUGGCCACAUCUACAUGUACCGCUUCUGCCCCACCUACAGGUUGAGAGCCUACCCCAUUCAUGAGUACCCAUGUCGCUCACGGCAAGCUGCUUCAAUCAUGCUGAUGAUCAUGAACAACUUGGACCCUGAUGUUGCACAGUUCCCCCAGGAGUUGGUCACCUAUGGUGGGAAUGGACAGGUGUUCAGCAACUGGGCUCAGUUCCUACUGGUCAUGCACUACCUGAGCCAGAUGACGGAGGAGCAGACUCUGGUGAUGUACAGUGGCCACCCCCUCGGCCUCUUCCCCAGCCUCCCAGCAUCCCCCCGCUGCGUCAUCACCAACGGCAUGGUCAUUCCCAACUACUCAUCCAGAGAGGAGUACGAGAAAAUGUUUGCUCUCGGCGUAACCAUGUAUGGUCAGAUGACAGCUGGAAGCUACUGCUACAUUGGCCCUCAGGGGAUCGUCCAUGGAACUAUGCUGACGGUGUUGAACGCAGGCCGCAGGUACCUGGGCACAGGUGACCUUAGGGGUCGCGUCCUCGUGACCUCUGGUCUCGGUGGCAUGAGUGGAGCGCAAGCAAAAGCUGCUGUCAUCGCAGGAUGCAUAGGGGUCAUUGCUGAGGUAUGACUACAUUACACCACAUCACAUUACAUUACAAUACAUUACAAGCAAAAGUGGCUGUCAUCGCGGGAUGCAUAGAGGUCAUCGUUGAGGUAUGACCACAUACACCACAUUACAUUACCAUAGUAGUGUAUUACAUCAAUACAGUGUAGUGUAAUUUAGAGUAGUAUAGACCUAGUGCAAUGCAAGUUAAUUACAUUGCACUAUACUACAUUACUCUACACUACAUUAUAUUAGAAUACAUCACUUACUAGCAAUAGCCGCUGUAAACGUUGGAUGCAGAGGAAUGACAUUACAUUAC
Messenger RNA from Engraulis encrasicolus (European anchovy), 1633 nucleotides. Its product is annotated as urocanate hydratase-like. The record is from RefSeq and is a predicted model, not a curated record. Lineage: Eukaryota; Metazoa; Chordata; Actinopteri; Clupeiformes; Engraulidae. The coding region runs from base 520 to 1338 and encodes 272 amino acids. The transcript has 9 exons. Gene Ontology annotation, molecular function: urocanate hydratase activity. Gene Ontology annotation, biological process: L-histidine catabolic process.